Molecule: messenger RNA, 2187 nt
Organism: Crotalus tigris (Tiger rattlesnake)
Lineage: Eukaryota; Metazoa; Chordata; Lepidosauria; Squamata; Viperidae
Product: vomeronasal type-2 receptor 26-like
Exons: 5
Coding region: 1-2187 (728 amino acids)
Biological process (GO): G protein-coupled receptor signaling pathway
Cellular component (GO): membrane
Molecular function (GO): G protein-coupled receptor activity
Source: RefSeq, a predicted model, not a curated record
AUGUUAUUCCUUCUGAUUUUCUUGGUACACAAAGUAGAUACUCUGAGGUGCCCUGCAAGUGAAGCUUUCCCUGUUCCACAUGAGUGGUUCCAGCCUGGGGAUCUCGUCAUUGGUGGGAUGGUGUCUCAAAUUUUUUACAACUUUUAUGAAAUUGAAUUUAAGGACCAUCCUUCUCUAAAAUCUUAUGACUUACCAGUCGUAGUCACCAAAUUCUACCAGCACGUCCUUGCCUUGGCCUUUGCUGUGAAGGACAUCAAUGAAGACUUCCAGAUCUUACCUAAUGCCACUCUUGGGUUCCACAUCUAUGACAGUUACUACAACCCAAGGAUGACCUAUCACACCACUCUGGACCUGCUUUUCAAAUCUAAGGGAUUUUUUCCUAACUACAAAUGUGAUAACCAGAAGAAUCUCAUGGGCAUCAUUGGAGGGUUAGAUGCCUCUACUUCUUCCUAUAUGGCAGAAAGUAUAAAUCUCUUCAAGAUUCCACAGAAACUUCAUCCAUUGCUUUCUCAAAAUGGGAUCUGUUUGUCUUUCACACAAAGAGUUCCACAACGAGCCCAGUUAGAAGAAAUUUCAGAAUUUUUUGAUGUGAUCUUAACUAUUUCUAAUCAACUGAUAGAUCAGAAGGCCAAUGUUCUUCUUGUCUAUGGUGAAUCAUUCACAAUUCUGUGGCUCAGAACUGUUGUAUUUCUAUAUGAUUAUGAAAAUAAAGAGAGUGCAUCAUUUAGAAAGGUUUGGAUCCUGAUGUAUCCAAUUGAUUUCAUACUUAUAGGACUUCAAAGGGCUUGGGAUGUCCAGUUGUUCCAUGGGUCUCUUUCCUUUACAGUUCAUUCAAGAGAAAUUCAAGGCUUCAAAGAAUUUAUUCAAGUCAUCAAACCUUCAACCCACAAAGAUGGAUUUCUUCAAGAAGUUUGGGAGCAAUUGUUCGACUGUUCACUUUCAAAUGAAGAAUUACCCUCAGUGUCCAAUGAGACUUGCAGUGGAGAAGAGAAUUUGGAGACUCUGCCUGCUCCUCUGUUUGAGUUGCAGAUGACUGCCCAAAGCUACAGUAUCUACAAUGCUUUUUAUGCAGUGGCACAUUCAUUGCAGGAGGCAGUGAGAUCAAAAUCCCAACACAGAAGAAUUAAAAACUUUGAAUUUUCAAAUCUGCGACCUUGGCAGGUACUUCCAAUUUCUCUGUGUAAUCAUCCUUGUUCCCCUGGAUACUGGAAGAAAGGGGUUGAAGAAAAAGAAUUCUGUUGCUACGACUGUGUUCCAUGUCCAGAAGGGAAGAUUUCAAAUCAAAAUGAUAUGGAUGACUGUUUUGAAUGUUCAGAAGAUCAUUAUCCAAAUAAAGAAAGGAACGGAUGUAUCCUAAAAAUGAUGGUCUUUCUAACUUUUGAAGAAAUCUUAGGAAAUUGUUUAGCCUUGACUGCUGUUUGUUGUUUCUUCUUGACAUCUUGGGUACUUGGAAUUUUUAUUAAGCACCGGGAUACUCCCAUUGUCAAAGCCAACAACCGGUCCCUCACCUACAUCCUCCUUAUCUCACUUCAGUUCUGUUUUCUCUCCUCUUUGUUCUUCCUCAGCCAACCUAGCAAGGUGACUUGCCUUCUCCGACAACCAACUUUUGGCAUCACCUUCUCAGUAGCCAUUUCUAGUGUUCUGGCCAAAACCAUCACUGUAGUUGUUGCUUUCAUGGCCUCUAAGCCAGGAUCUCAGAUGAGGAAAUGGGUGGGGAAAAGAUUGCCUUUUUGUACUGUCCUUUCCUGUUCUCUUUUCCAAGUGUGUAUUUGUAUUCUGUGGUCGUCAAUAUAUCCACCAUUCUCUGAGUUGGACAUGCAUUCAGAGCUCCAAGAAAUGAUUUUACAGUGCAAUGAGGGGUCAGCUUUCUUUUUCUAUUGUGUCUUGGGCUACAUGGGUGCCUUGGCCAUCGCCAGCUUUGUUGUGGCCUUUCUUGCCCGCAAAUUACCGGACAGCUUUAACGAAGCCAAGUUCAUCACCUUCAGCAUGUUGGCCUUUUGCAGUGUAUGGAUCUCCUUCUUUCCAGCCUAUCUGAGCACAAAAGGCAAGGCCAUGGUAGCUGUGGAGGUCUUCUCCAUCUUGUCCUCCAGCACUGCAUUACUGGGAUGCAUAUUUUUGCCAAAAUGCUACAUCAUUGUUUUUAGCCCUGAGUUAAACCAGAGAGAGCAACUCAUAAAGAGGACUUAG